This is a messenger RNA of Setaria italica (foxtail millet), 3450 nucleotides long. RefSeq names its product putative pentatricopeptide repeat-containing protein At1g74580. Gene Ontology annotation, molecular function: protein binding. The record is from RefSeq and is a predicted model, not a curated record. Bases 69 to 2315 code for a protein of 748 amino acids. NCBI's taxonomy places the organism in Eukaryota, Viridiplantae, Streptophyta, Magnoliopsida, Poales, Poaceae. The transcript is spliced from 3 exons.
CAAUUACGCCGCCAGGGGCCGCCGGAUCGGAAUGGUCCUCCCCGCCGCCGCCCCGCGCCGCGGAUGCGAUGCCGCCGCGCCCGCCGCCAGUAAUCACCCGCCACCCUCUCCAGCUACCCGCCUCCGCCUCCGAGCCCACUGCCUCCACGCUCCCCUCCUAUCGCGCGCUCAUCCGCGACCUCGCCUCCGCCGGCCGCCUCGAUGACGUCGACGCCGCCCUCGCCUCAGCGCGCUCCCGCCUCGCCCCCGACUCCCUCCAACCGCUCUACGUGGCCUCCAUUCAAUCCUACGCCCGCGCCGGCCGCCUCCGCGCCGCCGUCGACACUUUCGAGCGCAUGGACCUCUUCGGCUGCCCGCCCGCCACCCCCGCCUAUAACGCCAUCAUGGACGCCCUCGUCAACGCCGACUACCACGACCAGGCUCACAAGGUCUACGUCAGGAUGCUUGCCGCCGGCGUUCCUCCCGACGUCCGCACCCACACCGUCCGCCUCAAGUCCUUCUGCCUCACCGGCCGCCCGCACGUAGCGCUGCGCCUGCUGCGCACCUUGCCGGACCGUGGCUGUGACGCCAAACCGCUCGCCUACUGCACGGUCGUGCGGGGGCUCUAUGCCAACGGCCGGGGUCACGACGCACGUCACCUGUUCGAUGAAAUGCUCGGGAGGGAUGUCUUCCCUGACGUUGCCACUUUCAACAAUGUCUUGCACCCUCUUUGCCAGAAAGGGGAUAUCAUGGAGUCCGGGGCCCUUCUCGCCAAGGUCCUCAAGCGGGGGAUGUCGGCCAACAAGUUCACCUACAACAUAUGGAUCCGUGGGCUCUGUGAAGGUGGCAUGUUGGGAGAGGCUGUUGCGCUCGUGGAGAGGAUGGACUACUCCAUUUUGCCUGAUGUUGUGACUUACAACACACUGAUGCGCGGCCUUUGCAAGAACUCCAAGGUCUGGGAAGCUGCGAAGUAUCUUCGUAGGAUGAUGAACCGGGGAUGCAUGCCAGAUGAUUUCACCUACAACACCAUCAUCGAUGGCUACUGCAAGAGGGGCUUGCUGCAGGAAGCUACCGAGCUUCUGAAAGAUGCUGUCUUCAAAGGUUUUGUGCCUGACCGGGUCACAUAUUGCUCACUGAUCAAUGGACUGUGCGCCGAGGGUGAUGUCGAGAGGGCCCUGGAGCUCUUUAGCGAGGCACGGGCAAAAGACCUGAAGCCUGACCUUGUCGUCUACAACUCUCUUGUCAAGGGGCUUUGUCGUCAGGGCCUGAUCUUGCAUGCCUUGCAGAUCAUGAAUGAGAUGGUCGAGGAUGGCUGCCAUCCCGACAUUUGGACGUACAACAUUGUCAUCAAUGGACUAUGCAAAAUGGGAAAUAUUUCAGAUGCGACAGUUGUAAUGAAUGAUGCCAUUGUGAAAGGAUACCUUCCAGAUGUCUUUACCUUCAACACAUUGAUUGAUGGCUACUGCAAGAGGUUGAAGCUGGACAGAGCACUUCAGCUUGUUGAAAGAAUGUGGACAUAUGGCAUCGCCCCUGAUGCUAUUACAUACAACUCGGUUCUGAAUGGCCUCUGCAAAGCUGGGAAGUCCAAGGAAGUCAACGAAACAUUCGAAGAGAUGAUUCUUAAAGGAUGCCAACCAAAUGCUAUUACGUACAACAUACUGAUAGAGAAUUUUUGCAAGAUCAACCAACUAGAAGCGGCUUCUGGGGUGAUACUCAGGAUGAGUCAGGAAGGGUUAGUUCCUGAUGCAGUUAGUUUCAACACGCUGAUUCAUGGGUUCUGCAGGAAUGGUGAUCUUGAUGGAGCAUACCUACUUUUUCAGAAGUUGGAUGAGAAAGGGUACUCUGCGACAGCUGAUACUUUCAACAUCUUGAUUGGUGCAUAUUCUAGUAAGCUGAAUAUGGAAAUGGCUGAAAAUAUUUUCGAUGAAAUGAUAAGCAAGAGCUAUAAACCCGAUCUCUAUACGUAUCGUGUUCUUAUUGAUGGGUCAUGCAAGGCUGCAAAUGUUGACCGUGCAUAUGCGCAUCUGACAGAAAUGGUAAACAAGGGUUUUGUUCCAUCCAUGGUGACUUUUGGUCGUGUAAUAAAUUCACUUGCAGUGAAUCAUCGGAUUUCCGAAGCUGUUUCCGUUAUUCACAUCAUGUUGAGAAUAGGAGUUGUUCCCGAGGUUGUUGAUACCAUCUUAAGUGCUGAUAAGAAGGAGAUAGCUGCACCAAAGAUACUUGUUGAGGAAUUGAUGAAGAAGGGUCACAUUAGUUACUCUACUUAUGAAGUUCUCCAUGAAGGGGUCAGAGAUAACAGUUUAACUAGAAAAGCUCGAAAGGAAAAGUUCAUCUAGUGUGUUUACUUCACAUCAGUAAAAAAUCAUGCCAGUAAGCCGAAGCAGCUUCGAUGUUCCUGAACAUAAGAUCUGCUUAUGCUAAUAGUUCUUGUACUUCUGUACUUAUUUGCUCAGAAUAUGGAGUCUAUCGAGACAUUUCUAUGUAUGUUUUGAAGGCUCAUGGUAGUUCAAGGCACUCAAUGUUUGAAGUCAAUGUUGGAAGGCACGCAUUGCUCAUAAGAAGUACUUGUGAAAUUGUGAGUAAUUGGCCAUGUUCUAUGUCUUGCUUACAAAUUUCAUGGGGAGUGCCCUAAUCCCCCUCUAUCGGCUUAUUUGAAUGCAGUCCCACUCGAGGCUGCUGUGCUCUUCUGAGUUCUGACUGAGCUUGUGACAAGAUUCUGUCCACCUCCUCUCUGUUGCUGCUUGUGCUUCUAUAUGUUUUCUCUGCCAUUUGAUAAAGAAGGAUGACAGGCACCUCAUGUUUCUCACCAGCAGUUUUUCAGAGACACAAGGGCUGACCUGGGGUGAUGAACUAAAUUUCCAAGGCUCUACUACAACCAAUGAAAUACCUGCAUUCUCUAAUCUGUUCCUGGCAGUCUGCUGUAACACACAGGAUCAAGUGAUACAUCUCAGUGUGAAGUUAUUCCAUUAAUUUGCUUUGUGCAACCUAACUGUUUUUUUCUACAUGCUGCAUGUCUAGCUCUAUACUUGUCUGUGCAUGGAUUAUAUUUCUAGGCUGGCUUGUAUUUGCAAAUGGAGGGGUUUUGCCUGUUCGAGACGGCAGUCAAGACAUUCUAAUUCUAUACAGACAGGACAAAUAAUAAUUAUGGAAAAUCUUUCAGCAUUAGAAAUGGUAAUAGUGUUAUGAUAUGUGUAAACCAAGUAUCAACUGAUAUUUUUUUGAGAAGUGGACCAACUGAAUUAACCACAAGUCGGAAGUAACACAAUUUAUUAAACUACAUGUACCAGACUGACGGGGAGAAGAAGCUUUUAUUUGCUAACGUUUUCCAAAAAGACGCGCCUGGUCAGUUGAGCGCCUCUUAAUUAGGCCAAACUAAUCGAUCCUUAUCAGCUUAUGUCAUGCCAGCAGAAAAGAGAGGAAAUGCUUAAAGGAAGAGAGCACCAUAUAUAGUCAACCAUCACAACUCACCUA